CACAUUGGAUAACAUUUGCGCUCUGAGGUGACGCCUCCAAGCAGGAGUAAAGUUUUGCAUUUACCUUCUGAAGAGCCCAUCAUAGAAUAAUGUUAUCUUAUUGCUUCUUAACAUUAUAAAUUUUUGUGGGUUAGGGCCACACGAUGAUAAGAGAUUGAGUCUAAUUGCAUGCACAUGAACUCAAGGGCCGGGGCCAGGUUCCCCGGCCCGAAACAUACGAGUGUUAUAAUAACACUACGCUAAAUCCCUUAAUAUUUUCUUGAGUGAAUCAGUCACGGGUGCUGCAUCGGACCGGACCGGGCCACCCAUCACAGUAAGCUUGAGCACAUACGACAGCUGCAUCCCGAAGAGGGAAACUAGCGAUCAUGGACUGGGAGAAAAAAACCGCCGCUCGGCCACCCCUACGGGAGGCCGCGGCCGAUGUGUUCAACGACACGAAGACCCCCGGCCAGGCGCUGCUGACUGCGCUACAGGCGGCAGAGACGAUCCGUAAGGACCGCUACAGCAGCACAGUGGCCGCCAAGAUGAAGGCAGCGCGGGAGUACCUCCCCGCCCUCGAGCCCCGACACCCGCCCAAGUCGGACGCGACCAUCUUUGGAAAGGCCAGAGCGGAGGUGGCGUCGCUGCUGCCUAACGGCGGCGUCGCGGCGGCGACGGCACCGUACCUUCCCGGCAGCCUCCGCAGCGGCAAAGUCUCCCUGGAGCAUGUUACGUCAAUGAUGGAGGGGCAGAUGGAGAGACAUAAUGAGGCGUGGGAGGCGUUUGUCCGCGCCCGUGAGGAGGCUCGUGCGGACCUGGAGGAGGCUGUUGCGGCUGCUGCUGCCUCCUUCCAGCAGCGGCUGGCGGGUGACGACGCGGGAAUUGCCGAGGACAUGUCGGCACUGGAUGAUGACCGGGUGAUGAGGCUGACGGGGCAGGAGCUGUACCAGGUGUGGGACUGUGUGGCGCAGCGUAUUCCGCAGCGGGCGAGGUGGAUUGAGGAGUGCUCGGCGGCGCUGGAGGCGGCUGAGGAGCGGCGCAGGGAGGCGGUGGAGUCCGCGCUGGUGUCCCUGUGCGCGGGUCUGAAUGACGCCGCGGUGGUCAGCGAGGGAGAGGUGGAGAGGCUGGUGGAGAAGGAGGCCAUGGCGCUGAAUGUGGCCAUACUGGAAAACAGACGCGCCUACGCGGAUCUGAUCACCCGGCUCCAGGUAACCGAGGUGGAGGCGGAGCGCACCCGGCGGGCCGCCUGGCAGGACGGGCUCAGGAGGUGGCGGGUGCUCAGGACGCAACACGCCAUCAGAACCUUUGUGGAGCGAAUCAGGAGCACUGAGUUUUCUGAGCCCGCGGAGCGCCUGGCGGCCUUUGCCGCGCUACGUGAGCGGCAGUCCCAGGCGCUGUCGGCGCUGACAGCCCACUGGGGCCGCGCGGGGUCGGUCAGUCCGCCGCACCUGUCCUCGAAGAAGGUGGCCAACUGGAAGGCGGAGGUGGCGGCGUUGGAGGAGGCGUGGGCCAAGGAACGGCAGCAGCAUUUGGGGGAGAUGCGCUCCUCCGAAGACGCUCUGUGUGCGCGAGUGGCCGAUCUUGUGGCGGCGUUGCGGGCUGAGGUGGAGGGCUACCAGGGCUACCCCCCCGACCAGCUAGAUGAGCUGGUGCGGGAGCAGGCGGGGCUGGCGACGGAGGAGCGCAGGCAGGCGGCCUUGGGGCUGCUGGCGCAGACGGAGGCUUUCCUGGAGCAGCAGGCCGCCCGGUGGGCGGCCGUCAGCGCCGCGCUGGGGGGCUGGCUGGGGAAGCUGUGUGCGAUGUACGACGGACACAGGGCCGUAACGGCUACCGACGAGGCCGAGGUCCGAGGCGCUCUGAAGCAGUACAGGGAGGCCUUCAAUGCCGCGGACGCGGCUCGCGAGGCGGCGCUCGAUGCCGCGGUGGCCGCAGUGACCCGUGGGUCGGGAGAGACCCAGUUGGAUGCCUGUGUGGCUGAGGCACUCAAGCGCCUGGACGACAUUGAGGCGGGGUACAGGAGCUUUCACCGGGAAAUGACCUCCCGUGCCCGCGCCUACCCCGGCGCCGUCCGGACCGCCAACGACGCCUACCACGUCAAUCUAUGCGCCGAGUUGGGGGUCCAGCCACAAAUUCGGUUGGCUGGAUCCGGAUCUAGCAGGAGUGCAGCUGCGCCGGGAGCGGCGGGGCCGGGGGCGGCGGUUGCAACGGCGGGGACGCCCCCGGCAGCGGAAGUCUCGUUGAACUCCUCUGUAAUCACGAAGAUCCUCGGCCACAUCAAGCUCCCUGACGGCCGCUCCUUUGCACUUAUCCAAGACAUGCUGCAACUACUGCUAGCACCAGCUCAGGAACAGGAACAACAACAAGAACAACAAGGGCAACAGGAGGAGGUAAAGCAGCAGCAGCAGACCGGGGACGGCGCUGCAUCACCAGCGGCAGCGGCAACGGCGGCGGUAUCAGCCGGUUCAGCGGCGGCGGCGGCAACGGAGCCCGCGAUAGUGGCUGCUGAGCAAUCGCCGCCGCCGGUGGCCAGUCCCGUCAGCAGCAGCGGUACGGCUUUGUGCCGUACGCUUGCGUUGCCAAACGACACGUUGCGUCGGGCGAUUGAGUCGAUUCAGGCGGGUCUCCUGUCCGACAUGAUGACCUUCAACCAGCGAACUCUGGAGGCAGCCGACUCCUGGGCGGCUGAGAGGGAGGUGGCGCUAACUCAGGAACUGGACAGCUGGCUGAGACAUCACCGGCCCCGUGCGGGUCGUAUCGAGGAGGAGGUCCGCACCGCUCGCAGUGUGGAGCUGGUGGCACAGAGGCGGCGGGUGGAGCUGCACCUCAAGGCACAGAGCAAGGCGGUCAAGGCGCAGGCGGCCGCGUUCGACGAGGGUCUCCGCGCUUUGGAGACCGAGGUCCGCAAGGGCGUGGCCCGGCUGCGAGCAACGGAGGACUUCCUUGGGCAGUGCCUGAGCAGCAAGUCCAUCGGGAUACGGCAGAGGGAGGCGGAGGCGCUGAGAGUGCGGCUGGACAAGGACCUAACUGCCAAACUAUCCGACCUGGCUGAGCGCACCAAGGCCGCCAUUUCCAAGAUCACGGACGCCAACCGCAAAUUCGAGACCGACGAGCUGCGCACUUUCGAAUCUGGCGGCAAGUACGCGGACGACAACGCGGCGGUCUAUCGGCGCAGUCUGGCCGCCAUUGACUCUCACCUGCAGCGGGCUGGGGCGGAGCAGAUGCAGCGGCUGGAGGCGGCCCGGGAGACUCUGUCAGGAGAGGCUAGUUCGGCGCUGGACCACGUCCUAUCGCUGGUUCCCAGUCACCUAGAGGACAUGCAGCUGAUUGAGCGGAUGGAUGCCUUGGUGCUUGGGGCCAGGAAGAAGGCGGCGGGGGAGCUGGACAGGAACAAGCUCGAACGUCUCGAGUCGCUGCUAGAUGGCCGUAAGGCCCCGACGGCUCGCAACGGGGGCACCAACGCCGCCGCCAACGGCGGUGGAGGCCGCCGGUCACCGUCCGCCUGCACCCGCCCCACGUCCAGAUCCGCCUCCCCGCAACCUGGUGUUGCACGGCGGUCGCCAUCGGCAUCCGCCGCCAGCGCCGGCCUGCCGUCGCAGGCGUCUCGGUCUUCCGUGGCCGCUGCUGGCGGCGGCGCCGCCUCCGCUGACGCUGCCGGCGAGAUCCCUGCUGCGCCCCUGGAUCGCUGCCGCGCAAUCUUGGAGUGCGCGGAUUCGUUACGUCAGGCUCUUCUCCGUCAGGCGAAGGUUCUGGACUUCCUCGCCUCCGCUGCCCUGACGACGCCGCCGGUGGAUCUGCGGCUUGAUGCCGCCGGUGUCGAUCCGCCGCCGCCGCCGCUGGGCACCGACGCCGACGCCGCCAGCCGCACGGCGUCGCCUGGGGGACGGCGUCCCAGUGCGCGUCCGGCGGGGACGGCAGCAGCCCCCAAGGGCGGCGCUGCCGCUGCCGCGGCUGCGGCGGCUGCCGCCGCGGCAAAGGACGCGGUGGUGAAGCUGGCGACGGAUGUAGAGGGGGUCAUCGACGCGUGUAAGAAGGAGACGGAGUCCGUGGCCAAGGCGUACUAUGCAGCCAAGGACAAGGCGCGCCCCAUCCGCUACCCCGCCCGCAUCCCUGGCACCGUGGAAGAGCUGCUUCGCGGUACGGAUGCCGUACUGGAGGGACUGCGUGAGCAGACGCUGUCGUACGUCACCGAGGCGGUCAAGGAGUUGCGCACGCAGGCCAUUCGCGCCUACCGUUCUAUGGAGCGCCUCCCCGCGGUGGCCCUGGCGCUGCUGGCGGAGCACGAAGUGGGUGCCGUAGACGAGGCACACCUGGGUAUGGUUUCGGAGCUGGAGACGCGGCGGGGCGCUCUGCUCAAGCUGGUGGAUGUGCACCGCAGCAGCCUGCACCCCACCAUGGUGAUGCCGGCAAGGCGUCCGGAGCUCGCGGCGAUCAAGAGCUCCGAAACCGACCGCGCUUCCGCUCACGCCUCCCUGCUCCUGGCGUACGGCACUCAAGCCGUGGAAAUGGCGCGCCGCCAGGCGCCCUCCCUGCAGCAGCGCCUCGUACGGCUGGCCACCCAGCUGGCGCAGCUUCUCGACAGCUUCCUCAUGCCACAGGAUCUGCCGCCGCCAGGUGACGGCGACGCUUGGGUGUACGACCUGCCGCACAAAGACUACAAGCAGCUGCUGCGGCUGGCGUUGGCCCAGGCGGAGGCUGAGACGGCGCCGCCGCCGCCGCCGCCGCCGGAGCCGAAGGGCAAGGCGGCCGCCAAGGGCGCUGCAGCGGCCAAGGCGCCGCCGGCGAAGGCGCCGGGCAAGGGCCAAGAGCCGCCGCCGCCACCGGUGCCAGAGAGGCCGUACGUGCCUGGCACUUGGACACUGCCGGGAGGAAACUUUGACUUGGUCAGCCUGGGUUGGCUGAACGAGGAGGGCAUGCCGCCGCACGGUCUGCCGCAAGUUUCGCCGCAGAUCCCGCCACCGGAAGGCCAGGCGCCGGUUCAGCAGCAGCAGCAACAACAGACACCGGCGACACCGCCGGCGGCAGCGGCCAAGGGCGGCAAGGCAGCGGCGGCAGCAGCUGCGAAGCGGCCCCCCUCGCCCACCAAAAUCGAGGUGGGAGUGGGUCGGACUCCUUUGGUUCUGGAGCCACCGCCUUUGUCGGCGCUGGACACGCCCUGUCACCGCAGUGUCGUACGAGCCUACCGUGCAGCCAUCCAGCGCGUGGAGGAGGCCCUUCGCACCAAAAUGUCAGGUCACCGGCUGCGAGUGGCUAGUUGGGCCAAGGACGAGGAGCUUUGGAGCCGGACAUGGGCUCAGUUGGUGGGCCGACUGGAGGGGCUGUGA
Messenger RNA from Volvox carteri f. nagariensis, 5300 nucleotides. RefSeq lists its product as uncharacterized. The transcript is spliced from 26 exons. NCBI's taxonomy places the organism in Eukaryota, Viridiplantae, Chlorophyta, Chlorophyceae, Chlamydomonadales, Volvocaceae. The record is from RefSeq and is a predicted model, not a curated record. The coding region runs from base 366 to 5300 and encodes 1644 amino acids.